Messenger RNA from Botrytis fragariae, 1368 nucleotides. Its product is annotated as putative cross-pathway control 1 protein. Lineage: Eukaryota; Fungi; Ascomycota; Leotiomycetes; Helotiales; Sclerotiniaceae. Gene Ontology annotation, biological process: positive regulation of cellular response to amino acid starvation. Gene Ontology annotation, cellular component: transcription regulator complex. The annotation marks the transcript as partial. The record is from RefSeq and is a predicted model, not a curated record. Gene Ontology annotation, molecular function: RNA polymerase II cis-regulatory region sequence-specific DNA binding; DNA-binding transcription factor activity, RNA polymerase II-specific. The transcript has 2 exons.
CAUACCUCCAUUGACUCCAUCAGUCAAUAUUACUUCCUCCACCAAUCAAACCAUUCCCAACUCACUCAACCCCCUUCAACUCCAAAUUUUCCCUUCCAGGAAAAUCUGACUUCUAGCAACGCUUUCAGCAGCUUUAGUCCUUCCACCGCCACAAUACUCCCACAAGAGUUCAACUCUUUCACCACGGAUUCUCAAUCACCAUGGCUUCCCAACUCCAAUUCAUCGAGCCUGCCGGCAUCAACACAUCAACUAUCCAACAAUCAGUAUCUGAACAAUCCAGUUCAGCCAGAUCAACCUCAACAGGACUUUGUUCUUUACGAGAGCAGAACACCGAACGUUCAUCGUACCCCUAGUUUGUCCACCGCAUCUGCCUUAACAGCUCAAAAUCGUCGUCACUCAUCUCAUCUCGCAUCUGCUUCCCCAUUGCCGCAGAAUCAGAGAGUUGCAGCGAUCAUACAAUCUACUGGACAUUCUUCUAACUCGGCUUUCACAAAUCGGUUCAACUCUCCUGCGCAGCUUGUUCAGCACCAGCACUUUUACGCUUCUGCUCCUGUUUCUCCUGCACCUUUACAACAACCUCAGCGAUCUCGUCCUCAAGUACCCUUGUUUUCACAAUCAACUGGGAGCAUACCGCGAACUCCAAACAUGGCUUUCCAAGACAUGGAACUUUUCGGUGAUGAAUUCACUCCUUUCGAGGGUGGAUCCUCGACACAAAACUCAUACUCUUCGGCCUUUUCUUCUCCUGCCAUUCCAACAAUGUAUGAUCCAAUCAACAACUUGUCGUCCUCAAGCUCCACCACCAAUAUGAGUUUCGUUUCACCCAGAGAUCUUUCUCUUCGCGAUUCUUUCGCCACUGCCUCUGCUCCCAACUCGGCUGCGUUUACAAACUUGACUACUCCUUCCACGUACAACGAGUCCCCUGCUUUUGAAUACCAAGAUUCGCCUUUUAUCGGUCAAGAUGGACUUAACGAUAAUACGACCGUUCAAACGGGCGAUGCUUGGUUCUCUCUUUUCCCAGAUGCAGAGAACUUUGAGCAAGCAAAUGCCAACAAUUCUCCUCUGCUAGUCGAAGAAGAACUCGAAGUCGCCGAACAACUCAAUGCUAAAAAGGAUAACCGUCGCAAAUCUGGUUCUGCAACAUCUCCCAUGUCAGCUACUUCUGGUAUUCGAAAACCAUCCAAGGCUUUACCACCUAUCAUCGUUGAAGAUUCUAACGACACCGUCGCAAUGAAACGUGCUCGUAACACUCUUGCUGCUCGAAAGUCUCGUCAAAGAAAAAUGCAAAGAAUGGAAGAACUUGAAGAUGAAAUCACACGGCUAACUGCCGAAGUGGCUCACUGGAAGGAAAAAGCCUUGCGAAGAACUUGA